Molecule: messenger RNA, 2497 nt
Organism: Carassius gibelio (silver crucian carp)
Lineage: Eukaryota; Metazoa; Chordata; Actinopteri; Cypriniformes; Cyprinidae
Product: transcription factor E2F5
Exons: 8
Coding region: 164-1255 (363 amino acids)
Biological process (GO): regulation of transcription by RNA polymerase II
Cellular component (GO): RNA polymerase II transcription regulator complex
Molecular function (GO): DNA-binding transcription factor activity, RNA polymerase II-specific; protein dimerization activity; RNA polymerase II cis-regulatory region sequence-specific DNA binding
Source: RefSeq, a predicted model, not a curated record
AAAACCCUCGAGCCAUCAGUAGAAGUGUAGCCUGAGGUAAAUAAGUGCAAGAGAUGAUUGUUGCUCCCCCUCACCGUCAACAACUAAACUGACCUCCAUACAUCUGAACGAGACAAAGAGGGAGUUUUUCAAUCUCGUCCCUAACACCGGACGUUUGGAUGGUAUGGCUGAGUCGAACAGCGCGAGUUUUCCUCAAACGACACCGAACGGGUCCAGUCGCCAUGAGAAGAGUUUGGGUCUCCUCACGGUCAAGUUCGUUACCUUGCUUCAAGAGGCCAAAGACGGAGUGCUCGAUCUCAAAGUGGCGGCAGACAGUUUGGCUGUCAAACAGAAGAGGAGAAUCUAUGACAUCACCAAUGUUCUGGAAGGCAUCGGGCUCAUUGAAAAAAAGACCAAAAACACCAUUCAGUGGAAAGGGGAGGGUUCAGGCUGCCAGUCUCAGGAAGUUCUUGAGCAGGUUGAACUUCUCAAGGCAAAUAUUGCUGAUCUAGAUAUUCAAGAGAGAGAGCUGGACAUGCAGAAGUCGUGUCUGCAACAAAGCAUCAAACACCUGAAUGAAGACCCCUCCAGCUGCAGAUACAGCUACGUGACACAUGAGGACAUAUGUGAUGCAUUCAGUGGGGAUACUCUUUUAGCUGUCAUGGCACCAUCAGGAACCCAGCUGGAGGUCCCAGUGCCUGAGAUGGGCCACAGUGGUCAGAAAAAGUACCAGGUGAACUUGCGAAGUCACUCAGCUCCCAUCCAGGUGAUGCUGAUAAACAGAGAGACAAGCUGCUCCGAGCCUGUUGUUGUCCCCGUUCCACCUGUAGAUGACAUUUCUGCCAUGCCAACUCCUCCUAGUACUCCAGCAGGGCUGCAGAGGUUCCCCAUCUCCUCAGCUGAGCUGUGUGAUCUAAAGUGUGGGUCCUUGAAAAGCCCCACUGCAGAGCACCAGCUCACACCGUCCUCCACAUCCCCUGAUAUGCACAUGGAAUGCAACACUGAGUCCCCUGUCAGUCAGUGUUUUUUGAUGCAGGGGUCUCUAGGUGGCCCUGAAGAACAGCAGAGGGAGAUGGGGGGUCAGGAUCUGCAAUCAAUGUUGGAAGAAAUGAGAGAUGAGAGAGAAGGCGUUUCAAACCUCAUUGAUGAAAUGAUGUCUUCAGAUGUUUUCCCCCUGUUAAGACUUUCACCCAACCCUGGUGUGGAUUACAAUUUCAACCUUGAUGACAACGAGGGAGUCUGUGACCUCUUUGAUGUGCAGAUUCUUAAUUAUUAAAGCAUGAUUCUUGGCACACCAGUCCACACUUGCUUUCAUAGGACAAAAACAGAGGUAAUGAGUCCCCCCCCUCCACUGCCAACGGCUGCAUUCCUGCCUCAGCGUCUGCUCCUUGAACCUUGGCCUGCGCUCAGUUUCACAUUCAUUUACAUUCAUCCUCCACUUGGACUUGUAAGUCCUUAAAAUUAUUGUCCUGUCUGCCUUCAACUGUGGCUAAUGUUUCAAAGGAAAAGCCCUCCCACCUGUACUUUAAACACUUGUCUGUUGUCAUUUUGUUUGAUACAGUUAUUAUUUUUGUGACUUCACUCAUUGUUCCUGAUGAGUGAUGGCGUUUGAAUGUAAUCGGAGGAAUUAAAACCACCCAAACAUGACACACUAAGAGAUUCGGUUGUACACUUGUUGGAACAUGUGCCUUAUGAUCAGCUAAUAUCAUUAUUUUUGUUCUUUGCGUGCCACAAUCUUAUUCUUCCUGAUACAUUAUAAACAGUUCUUACUUUAUCUUCUUAUCACACACUGUAAGCAGAAGCUCUACAAUUUAACAUGAAAAUGCAUAAUAUAAUUUAACAGUGCAAACACACACACUUAUUUGAAUGGCUUUAAUGUGUGUCGAAGCAUUUAAUCACAACACUAAUUAUUUGUCUGUUGGUUGUUUUGUAGUCCACUGAUAGAAACACUGUGACGAUCCUCUUUGUAUAUUUAUAUUGAGUUAUUGUGUGUCUUUGUUACUGACUGCCUUGUUGGAAUAUCACUAUGCUGUUCACCCUGUUGUGAAAAGCUAAUUUGUUUUUUUUAUUGUUUGUGUAGAGGCAAUCCUACCUAAUUUAAAAAGUGGACAGGUGUAAUUUAAACUGUAGUGUUUUUGAUUUAGAUGACAAAGGAUGUUAAACUGCCUUGGAUAAUCUUUGUUUGUACAUUCCACAAGAUUUUGCAUUACGCUGUUUUUUUCUAUUACUGUAAGUAACUAUUUUCUCUGUAUAGCUUUUCUAAUCAAAAGAGCAAUGUUUUUGUUCUGUUGCACUUGUUUUUUUUUUUUUUUUACCAAAGUUUUAUAUAAAAAAACACUUUCUAUUGCUCAAGUAUUGUGAUUAUUUAAGUUUUGAAGAAACCUAUUUGUUUGUAAUACUGCAAUAUAACACAUGAAGCAUUCUUUUGGGUUGUGUGCCAUAAUUUCUCAAUUUCUUUAAAUGCCUCAAGGCCUCAGCUUAUUUACAGUAUGCAGCAGUUCUGCAUCUUUCUCUUACU